AUGCGACUAGAUGGUUAUAGUGUAGAAAUAAUAAUGGACGGAAAGCCUCUUCAAGAGUGUGAAGUCCUUUUAGAUGAAUGUACAUCUCUGGCUGCUCAACCUUCUUGCAUACUCGACGAGUCAACAGGAGAAUACAGAUACUGCGAAUACAUUACGUUUGCUUCAGUUCUUGAACUUGAUAAAAAUUAUUCGGUAAUAAUGUCCACCAACCAUGCUACAUUCCAAUCACCUAUUAGAGCUGACCUAUAUGUAGACGGAAUAACCGACUUUACGUGUCACGAGCUUAUUGACUCUUCUCGAAUUGUAAACGAUGGAUUUUGGAAUCACCAAUGGAAUAAAACACAUAAUUUUUCAUUCGAUUUCACUUCUCUAUCAAGCGUUAAACCUUCCAAACCAAUUGAUCAAUCCUCAGCCUUUAAUGUUCUUAAUGGACA
Molecule: messenger RNA, 434 nt
Organism: Racocetra persica
Lineage: Eukaryota; Fungi; Glomeromycota; Glomeromycetes; Diversisporales; Gigasporaceae
Source: the annotation of a GenBank genome assembly